Molecule: messenger RNA, 2374 nt
Organism: Phyllostomus discolor (pale spear-nosed bat)
Lineage: Eukaryota; Metazoa; Chordata; Mammalia; Chiroptera; Phyllostomidae
Gene: BLMH
Product: bleomycin hydrolase
Exons: 12
Coding region: 189-1559 (456 amino acids)
Biological process (GO): response to toxic substance; L-homocysteine catabolic process; proteolysis
Cellular component (GO): cytoplasm
Molecular function (GO): cysteine-type aminopeptidase activity
Source: RefSeq, a predicted model, not a curated record
UUUGUCCCUCCACGGACCCCGUUUCUCUCGGACUCAGCCCUCAGCAGCUUCCCCGCCCGUUUUCUCUUUCCGGCGCUCGGCGCGCGAGAGGCAAGUCGGGACUCCUAGGCAGCGAUCCACGGAGCCACCCGGGCACUCACCGGAGGACCCCGGGCACUACCGUUCCCCAGCCGGGCAGCGCGGGCGCCAUGAACAGCGUAGCAGGACUGAAUACGGAGAAGGUAUCGGGUCUGCUUCAGAAACUGAAUUCCGACCCUCAGUUCGUACUCGCCCAGAAUGUUGGGACCACCCACGACCUGCUGGACAUCUGUCUGAAGAGGGCCACGGUACAGGGCAGUCAGUAUGUGUUCCAGCAUGUUGUACCUCAGGAAGGCAAGCCGGUCACCAACCAGAAGUUCUCAGGGCGAUGCUGGAUCUUUUCUUCUCUAAAUGUUAUGAGACUUCCAUUCAUGAAAAAAUUAAAUAUUGAAGAAUUUGAGUUUAGUCAAUCAUACCUCUUUUUCUGGGACAAGGUUGAACGCUGUUACUACUUCUUAAAUGCUUUUGUGGACACAGCCCAGAAAAAGGAGCCCGAGGACGGAAGGCUGGUGCAGUAUUUACUCUCAAAUCCUGCAAAUGAUGGGGGACAAUGGGAUAUGCUUGUCAAUAUUGUUGAAAAAUAUGGUCUUCUUCCUAAGAAGUGCUUCCCUGAAUCUCAUACAACAGAGGCGACCAGAAGGAUGAAUGAUAUUCUGAAUCACAAGUUGAGAGAAUUCUGUAUACGCCUGCGGAACCUGGUCCACAGCGGAGCGACCAAAGGAGAAAUCUCAGACGUGCAGGAUGUCAUGAUGGAGGAGAUAUUCCGAGUGGUGUGUAUCUGUUUGGGUAACCCACCGGAGACGUUCACCUGGGAGUAUCGAGACAAAGAUAAAAAUUAUCACAAGAUUGGCCCCAUAACUCCCUUGGAGUUUUACCGGGACCACGUCAAGCCUCUCUUCAAUAUGGAGGAUAAGAUUUGUUUCGUGAAUGACCCUCGGCCCCAGCACAAGUACAACAAACUCUACACGGUGGAAUACCUAGGCAAUAUGGUUGGAGGGAGAAAAACUCUCUAUAACAACCAACCCGUUGACUUCUUGAAGAAGAUGGUGGCUGCCUCCAUCAAAGAUGGAGAGGCUGUAUGGUUUGGCUGUGAUAUUGGAAAACACUUCAACGGCAAGCUGGGCCUCAGUGACAUGAAUGUCUAUGACUAUGAGUUAGUGUUUGGUAUCUCCAUGAAGAACAUGAAUAAAGCAGAGAGGCUGACUUUUGGUGAUUCACUCAUGACCCAUGCCAUGGCCUUCACUGCAGUCUCAGAGAAGGAUGAUCAGGAUGGCGCAUUCGUGAAAUGGAGAGUGGAGAAUUCGUGGGGUGAAGACCAUGGCCAAAAAGGUUACCUGUGCAUAACCGAUGAGUGGUUCUCUGAAUAUGUCUAUGAAGUGGUGGUGGACAAGAAGCAUGUUCCCGAAGAGGUGCUAGCUGUGUUCGAGCAGGAAGCCAUUGUCCUGCCAGCCUGGGACCCCAUGGGGGCUUUGGCCAAGUGAUAGCCUCCAGUUCUUUCCUCCUCCCGUGGAACCUGAAGUCGCUGCAAAGGACAGAUCCAGGAACUGAAGCCAAAGUUACACAUGCGACUGUGUGUUCCCACAGGACACAGUCAGACUCUUGGAUUUCUCCUCCAGGAACCUCUCGGGGAAGUGUGCUUUAUGUCAAAACAAAAUAUUCUUAAAGAAAAUAAAAGGGAAAGAUCAGGUCACAUUAUCUAUUCUCCUCACCUCCAACAGCUCAGGAUCUCUUAGCGUUUUAAUCAGAUGUAAUUGUGUGUCUCAACUCUGUCAAAAAGGUGUGGUCCGGUGUCUGCUUUAAUAAGACAGGAGGGGAUGAGCAAUCGAGGAGUGUGGAAAGAAAAUGGACCUAAUGCUCCUUGUUCCUAGAGUAGCGUUGGGGGAGGGUUGCCCUAAGAUUCGAGCUCUCCAAGCUGCAUGCUGCCUGACAGUCCGCUGCCCUUCCGGAUGGCAGUCGCUGAAUUCGGUUUUUCCCAGGUGAGUUCGUGUGCCUCUCACCGCCCAGGAGUGGGAGGUCGAUCAGUUCCAACCCGAUUUCUUCCUGUCGUUCUGAACUGGCGGGGAGCACAGCUGUGCUUGAGUUGGGGUUAAGUAGACACUUAGAGAAACUUGAGUGAGAGAACAGCCAAAACCUUAUCAUGAUCUGAAUUAUAAUUAUUAGGAGACGCUCUGGCCAAAUGGUUUAAUUUCUGCCUCUGGAAUUGGGAGUUGGGUGGGCAGGAAAAAGUGAUACCCAUUCUUUCUGACAACUAGAUGGUGCUGAGAAGCUUUUAAAUAAAACACUUUGCUAAAUGAGA